AUCAGUAGCACGAAAACAGUAGAUAAUGACUCACAUAUGAAGCUGUAAAUACUGUGUGUAAAACUCUGAUAAAGGGAAGAACACAGUACAAAUGCUGAUGUCAUUCAGUAAUAGUGUACAUUACGGACAAUUAAAUAUAAAAAGAAGAAUCAUGAAUGCUCAGUUGUAAGAAAAGGGAAAAUAACAAAAACAGCUGUUGUCAACAUCAGAUCGUCAACCACCGUGCCUGAAACCACGUUCAAAGAAGCCCAGCAAUAUGGAUGAGCGUGUGGAGAGAAUAAAGAAUAAGAUCACUGCCUACCCAGAUUUUCCGAAACCUGGCAUUCUCUUCAGAGACAUCUUUUCAGUCCUCCAGACUCCUCUUGUAUUCCAUGAUUUGAUGGCAGUUCUUGAAGAAAAGGUCAAGUCAGUCUGCCCUGACGUAGAUAUCAUCAUGGGCCUGGAUUCAAGAGGGUUCUUGUUUGGUGCUCCACUAGCUCUUUCCCUGAACAAGCCAUUUGUACCGGUAAGGAAGAGGGGGAAAUUGCCCGGAGAAUUGAAGCAAGUAUCUUACACCUUGGAGUAUGGAACGGAUGUCUUUGAGGCACAAGCAUCUAGCAUUAAGCAAGGUCAGAAAGUGGUGAUUGUUGAUGACCUUCUUGCAACAGGAGGUUCAAUGAAAGCUGCCUCUGAAUUAGUGAAGGAAAUGGGGGGCGUUGUUGCACUGUGCCUUGUAUGCAUUGAGCUUGCAGAUUUGAAAGGUAGAGACAAACUGAAAGAUCCAUGUGAGUCUAUUGUGAAGUACUAAGGUUUUUAUCUGAGAUCCACAUUAGAAAGUACUUGGCUAGACCAAGAAUUUUUAGAGUAUUUAGAUUACUAGCAAAGUUGCUAAAAGUUUAAUAUUGAUCAUUAUUUAGAGAAAAUGUUACAUGGGAAAGGUUACAUAUAUUGUUAAAUAUGAAUAUACAAAAUUACACUUUGUCACAGAUCCUCUACAAGCAACGAAAGCUGCUUUUUCUUUUGAAAUAUUUAAUUUGCGAAGUUUGAUAUGCAUAGUUUGAACAAGUGUGGAAGGAAAAUACCGACCAUAUGUGUUCUUAAUUCAAGGUGUACUUUAAAUUGAAUUGAUCAAAGUUCAGGUAAUACAAUCUUGCACCGUUUAAAUUGAAGCACAGGUCUAGUCUCAGGUGUCUGUUUUUAAGACAGAUUUCUUAAAAAAAAACUUUUGAACAACACAUGUACAACAGUUUAUACAUUACUUUUGAUAAAAAGUAGUAUAGGUUGUAUAUCAAUUUGUAUGAAUUUGUUUUGAUUUAUGAAUUCAACUCUCACUUGAUUGCUUAAAUGGAUUUAGCUUAAUACAGAGCUUGUAUAAUUAUAUAAUUCUGCUCUUUCAUGCCAUUGUCAUUCAGUGUCCACUGUGACUUUUUAUUAUUGUUAGUGUUGUUAUUAUUAUAAUUUUAUUAUUA
Molecule: messenger RNA, 1448 nt
Organism: Penaeus vannamei (Pacific white shrimp)
Lineage: Eukaryota; Metazoa; Arthropoda; Malacostraca; Decapoda; Penaeidae
Gene: Aprt
Product: adenine phosphoribosyltransferase
Biological process (GO): AMP salvage; adenine salvage
Cellular component (GO): cytoplasm
Molecular function (GO): adenine binding; AMP binding; adenine phosphoribosyltransferase activity
Source: RefSeq, a predicted model, not a curated record